Molecule: messenger RNA, 687 nt
Organism: Cydia amplana
Lineage: Eukaryota; Metazoa; Arthropoda; Insecta; Lepidoptera; Tortricidae
Product: 5'-deoxynucleotidase HDDC2
Exons: 4
Coding region: 81-683 (200 amino acids)
Cellular component (GO): cytoplasm
Molecular function (GO): 5'-deoxynucleotidase activity
Source: RefSeq, a predicted model, not a curated record
ACAGGCCUUGGAACGGAGCUUAAGUGACCAUCACUCGAUUUUUCUUUAUUAUAAAAUAUUCCGCAAGUAAAUUCAUAAUAAUGGCUCCAGUUGUAGAGAACAAAAAUAUCCUUGAGUUUCUAGAGCUCGUCGGUCGUUUGAAGCACGUCAAAAGAACUGGCUGGGUGCUAUGUGACAUCGACGAUUGUGAGUCCAUCGCUGGUCACAUGUAUCGCAUGGGCAUGAUGACUUUCCUGCUCACUGAAGACAACAACCUAACUAAAUUGGAUCGCUUUAGGUGCCUACAAAUAGCUCUCGUCCAUGACUUGGCCGAGUGUAUAGUCGGAGAUAUCACUCCACAUUGCGGAGUCUCUCCUGAGGAGAAACACAGACAAGAGGAUGAGGCUAUGAAGAAAAUCGCAGAGCUCACUGGUUUUGCUGGUGACAGGAUGUACGAGCUUUACAAGGAAUAUGAAAAUCAAACCUCACCCGAAGCAAAGUUCGCAAAAGAUUUAGACAGGUACGAUAUGAUUUUACAAGCUUUCGAAUAUGAGAAACGCGAGAAAGCUCCCAGAAAGCUACAAGAAUUCUUCACAGCGACCGAGGGAAAGUUCUACCAUCCGUUUAUCAGGGACUUGGUGACGGAAUUGUACAGGCAAAGAGAGGAAUUCGAAAAGAAAUCUGUGGUAAAUGGUACCACAUAACUCA